Schistosoma mattheei is the source of this 1011-nucleotide messenger RNA. The record is from the annotation of a GenBank genome assembly. Lineage: Eukaryota; Metazoa; Platyhelminthes; Trematoda; Strigeidida; Schistosomatidae.
UCUAGAAUGUCUCCCCUAUUGAGAUAAGAUAACUGUCGGAUACUAUUUUUUAACUUCAAUAGUUGGUUAACGGAGUUAGUCCGUGAUAAAUUCAUCAAUCUUCACAAUCGCCCUAAACUAAUAUUUCAUAACUGAAUAAAAUUUGCCAUAAAUAAAUGACUUUAGAGCUUAUUUUAUAUAAACAACUUGUAAUUGAAUUAGAUCUUUGUAUCGAUUCUUCAACACUACUGUAUCAUUGACUUAAAGAAAACCGGUAUUCAAAACAGUUUCCAGUUGAUAUAUGGAUCCUUCAGAUGAGAGAGAAACAAAAGAUGAAAUAGCACAAUCAGUUAGCAGACAAGAUAGUCAAAUUCUAAAAGAAAGUGUUAUUAAAAGUAUUUAUGAUUCACUUUCUUCGGCAAAAAGUCGAAAAGUCACUUUAAAUCAAAUAUGUCGUUGUUUACAAAUGCUUAAUCAAUGUCCGACUUCAGCUACUUUGGAUAAAAUCUAUUCUGAUUAUACACCUGAAGAUAUGGAAGGGAUUGGACCAGAGAGUAUUGCUAUAGAUUUGGAUCAAUUUACUGAAAUAAUUCAAACAUAUUCCUAUACAAGAGAGGAAAGAUUGAAUCAAUUGAAUAAUGCAUUUCUGUUCUUUGAUAAAAAUGAAUCUGGUGUCGUGGAUACAGAACCAAUGAAAACAAUGCUGUUAACUGUCGGUGACUGUUUUACAGAUAAGGAGUGUAAUGAAUUUUUUAAAGAAGCUGCACCUGGAACAGAUGGCAAAUGGCCUUAUGAUGAUUUUGUCAAAAAGCUGGUCGAUGCUUAUCCACGUCCACAAUCAAAGAAAGCGAGAUCUGCAGGAACAGGUAAAAAGAGGAGUGCUAGAAAAUGAUUAAUUUUUUUAAUUAACAGUUCAUAAACCGUAAUGGUUUACUUUUUCAAGAACUUAUAAAAUAUUGAAGAAUGAUUAGAUCUAUGUUACGUAUUCAAUAUGUAUUCAAUAUUUAAAUAUAUUUUAUGAUUGCACUUGUA